UAGUGAGAGCCUGUCUCCCUCUCCUUCUCUCUUCCCCCUCUCUCUCUUCAUCUCUCUCUCUCUCUCUCCGCCUCUCUCCAUAUCUGAUGGCUUGAAUGUUUCAGGGCACAGGCGGGGAGUUUAGUACAUGAAGCUUCAGCAACAGAUCAUGCUCUCUCGACAAGAAGACAUGUUCCAGAACAGCACAGAACCUUCACCUGACAAGUGAUUGUUUUCCACACUGUCAUCUCUCCUUGCUCCAGAUAUUUUCAGGCUUUUGUAGCUAGACAGUUUUGCCACCUGAUCUGAGACCUGUGGACUAACCUCAAGAAGAAGAGGGAAGAGGAAACGGACGGACCAGGAACGCAAACAUCUGACAACAAACGCACCUUACCCAACAGAGACUGGUAGAAGUCAGACGUUCUGGGUAACUUUAUCUACCCAUGCCUAAGGGGGAAUACACAGCAGACAGCAUUGGAGACAAUUCUGCUGGAAACUAGGAAUAACAAGAAAAAAGGGAAUUUUAUUUUCUUUCCUUUCUUAGUGUUUUUAUUUUUGUGCUUUUUUUUGUUGUUGUUUUGUUUGUUUUUGGUUGUCGGCGGUAUUUUUUCCCCCCAGUUGUUUCUCGGUGGUGUGGUGCCGUGAAAGUCUGCCAAGACGCCGCGUGCCGUGCUCCGCGUGAAGAAUGCCCAGGCGCGGUUGGCCAAGCCGGCGGAGCCGGCGCCCACUCCAGGGCUCUACAUGGAGCGCUCCCAGAGCCGCAUCAGCCUGUCGGCCUCCUUCGAGGCCCUGGCCAUCUACUUCCCCUGUAUGAACUCCUUUGAUGAGGACGAUGCGGAUGCGGAGGGUCGCAGGCUAAAGGGGAUCCAACGCAGCACGGAGACGGGGCUGGCCGUGGAGAUGCCAAGCCGGACUGUGCGCCAGGCCAGCCACGAGUCCAUCGAGGACAGCAUGAACAGCUACGGAUCAGAGGGAAAUCUUAAUUACUCUGGCGUGUGCCUGGCCUCUGAUUCCCAGUUCAGUGACUUCCUGGACGGCAUGGGUCCUGCCCAGUUUGUGGGCCGACAGACUCUGGCAACAACCUCGAUGGGGGAUGUGGAGAUAGGCCUGGCGGAGAGGAACGGGCAGCUCGAGGUGGAGAUCAUUCAGGCAAGAGGCUUGACCAUGAAGCCAGGAUCUAAAGGGCCCCCAGCGGCCUACAUAAAAGUGUACCUACUUGAAAACGGUGUCUGUGUAGCCAAAAAGAAGACCAAGUCAGUGAGGAAGUCCCUUGACCCGCUCUACAACCAGGUCCUGGUCUUCUCAGAGAGCCCCCAGGGGAAGGUUGUACAGGUUAUCGUCUGGGGCAACUAUGGCCGAAUGGACCGCAAAUGUUUCAUGGGCGUGGCUCGCAUUCUGUUGGAGGAGCUGGAUUUGACGACGAUGGUGAUUGGCUGGUACAAGCUGUUCCCCACCUCCUCCAUGGUGGACCCGAUGAUGGCGCCACUGAUCCGCCACUCGUCGCAGCUCUCGCUGGAGAGUACAGUCGGACCUUGCUGUGACCGCUCCUAAGAGUGAUGAUGGCGUCCCGCUCUGGCUCUUUCGCUACAACGCUUCCCCCACACCCCCACCACACCUCCACCCCUCUUUUGUGGGCCUGUGGGGUGUCUUACCUUCAGAGUAAGCAGCACUGCAGUGCAGAACUCUGGGUGAACCUGGGUGUGAACCUACAGUCCAAAAAAAAAUCACCUUGCAUUGUCUGGAGAAGGAAAAAAGAUUUGAAAUAAAAAAAUCACUGCAAAGGUGACUUGGGCAAGUCAUGUGACCCUAGGACAGCUGUAGGACUUGAGCACAAUAAUGUUCUUCAUCUUGGCUUGUUGUGUUCUUUCUUUAUUUCUGUCUUUCUUUCUGUCUUUUAUUGCUGUUUAAGAGGCAAAGCCUCAGAGUUGAACCGUCAUCUGUUUUUGCUCAUGUUAAGUGCUCAGAAAAGAAGGAAGAUGUCGGGAAGGAGUGCUGAACAUGAGACCCGUCGUUUCUGAUGGGACAUCCUGUUCGUAUGGGACCAGUACGUGCAAUAUGAAGGUUCAAUUGGGCUCCAAGAAUUAUUGAACAUCCAACCAACACAGAUGAAUACCCAGUUUUUGUUUUUAUAAAAAGCAGGCUCACUUCUCGUUUCCUGCACAAAAGUAGGCAAUGUGAGAUGAUCUGGACAAAUUCAAAGUCAUGACCGUCUCUUUGGUUGACAUGUGGAUACACGCUUGGAGCAUAGAUUGUUUUUUCUUGCUCUAAUCCAUCUCUUUAUUGUGCCAAAUAUCCAGCAAGUGUCUUUGCUUUGUAUCACGUGCCACUUCUGAAGGUUUCCUAAGGAUCUGAAACUUCAGACAUCUUUAUAGAAUGUGUUAACCUUCAUCACUGAUGUUUAGACUGGCGUAAUAAAUAGAAUAUGAUUUGUCUGAGGAAACUCUCAA
Messenger RNA from Alosa sapidissima (American shad), 2426 nucleotides. RefSeq names its product regulating synaptic membrane exocytosis 4 (gene rims4). NCBI's taxonomy places the organism in Eukaryota, Metazoa, Chordata, Actinopteri, Clupeiformes, Clupeidae. Gene Ontology annotation, molecular function: small GTPase binding; transmembrane transporter binding. Gene Ontology annotation, cellular component: cytoskeleton of presynaptic active zone; presynaptic membrane. Gene Ontology annotation, biological process: positive regulation of synaptic transmission; regulation of membrane potential; regulation of synaptic plasticity. Bases 721 to 1530 code for a protein of 269 amino acids. The record is from RefSeq and is a predicted model, not a curated record. The transcript has 6 exons.